Messenger RNA from Funneliformis mosseae, 2745 nucleotides. The record is from the annotation of a GenBank genome assembly. NCBI's taxonomy places the organism in Eukaryota, Fungi, Glomeromycota, Glomeromycetes, Glomerales, Glomeraceae.
AUGCCUUCAGAAAAGAAAAAACGCGUUUUACCACCACUCCCUACAGGAUUAGAUUUCAAUACUCCACCGAAAGAUAGUUUAGUUGAAGAUUUAAGAUACGCGCUUGAACAUGCAAAAGAAUUAUACUCCGACAUAGCAUGGGAUUUUACUGUAGCACUAAACCAAACUAACAUCUAUGCACACAAAGCUAUCUUGUAUGCUCGAAGCUCACGCUCCUUUCAAGAACGAUUCUUGAAAAAUAAAGAUGCGAAUGGGAUGUCCAUACGAUCAGUUCGAUUAUCAAACCCAGAACCAAUAAUUGUAAAGACUGCUGAAGACCCAUUCUUUUUUCGACAGGAAUUAAGGUUUUUUUAUACCGGUGAAGAAGGCAGUGAAGAAUUUUUAGCUGCUGUUGAUACUACAGAUGAGCUCGAACAGGAUAAAUUAAAAGAAGAUUUAUUAUAUAUGCUUAAAUCUAAAUUAUAUACAGAUGUUGAAUUAGUCUUGGACCGCUCUGAUGAUAUUCUUGAUAUUAUUGAAGAAGAUGAAGAAAUUAAGCCUAUAACAGUUCGUGCUCACAGAUUCAUGUUGUAUACAAGAUCUGAAUACUUCAAAAAGAUGUUUAGUUCUAAUUUUAUCGAGGCUCGAUCAUCACAUGUUCACCUUGAUAAUAGCAUUUUUACCCAAACAUCACUCAAUUUAAUUUUGACAUUUAUUUAUACUGGUAAUCUUUCAUCUCCUUCAAAACCCUUGACGUUGGAAACUUGUGAAUUGGUUUGGAUCGGGGCUGAUUUUCUUGGUAUAAAGUUACUUUGUGAUGAAUGUAUAUACAGAAUUGCAGAUAAGUUACAUCAUUUCACUUGUACUUGCGCUGAGUGUCAAGCAGUUGUACCAGGAGUUGCUGCUUUUGCAAAGCAAUAUGAAGUUGAUAUAUUAUGGCAAGGAUGUUUGCAUGUAUUAUCACACGGAUUUGAUAAAAUGUGGCCUCAAAAAGCUUUCGCCGAACUUGAUGAAGAUACACGAGAGGAGAUUCUCUUAACAGUUCUUUCCAGAAUACAAAAUAAUAAUAUUAUGGCUAUUUUUAAAAGUUGUCGGAAGGUUUUAUCGAUGAUUGAAAUUAAAGGUAUAGGAUUGCCUUGGAUAGAAACUAUACGUGAAAUGACUAUGCAGGUUCAGUUGUAUACUACUCAAAUUUUGGUAGAAAAUUUUGAACAACUUUGCGAUGAUGAUCAAGAAUUUCUGGAUUGUGUAGACGGUAUUGGAUUUAGUUCGGAUUUAUUAGAGGACAUGAUGUAUACAAUAAUUGAAGAAGGUUUAUCUGAGCGAAAUGCCGCGCGUGUAUUAAAAUGCAUUACAGAAAAGUUAUUGACCAGACAAGCAAUAAUGAAUACGGAAAGUUUUGAAACGAAACGAGUAUUAAUACAAGCAAAGCAAAAGAUUUUUGAUUAUAUAAAAAAGCGAUGGAUUAGUGUGAAGCAAAAUGGUGGUUUUAGAAUAUUAAGUCCAUGGUUAUUAGAUGAAUUCUCAAAAGAACUUGGUGUUACAAAUCAAGAAUUACAAGAACUCGCAGAUCAUAAAGAUACUAAACCUAAGGUCAGAACACCAAGUAUAACGAAUGGUCUUUCCAAAAAAUCAAGAGAACCAUCACCUUCCCCUACACCCAAAGUGGUUAAAUCGAUAGUCACACCACCAGAAAUUGUAACAACGCCCCCUCAUUCAAAUACACCAAUAAUUUCAACAAAUACAACAACAGUUUCAACAAAUACAACGACAGUUCUAACAAAUUCAACGACAGUUUCAACAAAUGCAACGACGAUAUCAACAGAAGAUACAGACACUUUAACGACAAACGUUAGUCCUAGUUCUGAGCCCGCUUCAAACGGAAAUGGCUUAAGUCAUUCAACGUCAAAUUCAUCAUUGUCUUCCGUAAAUUCAAGUUCACAAUCAUCUCCUUUAGCAGAAUCAUCGUCAGAUACCACUUCAAAAACAAAAGUGACAACCAGUAAUGUUACUAAAAAGGGCAAAAAUGUACGUAUUGGUGGAACCACAACGGCUCCUGUGUGGGCACGUCCAACUCGUGCUAGCGUAUUACGUCAAAAGGCUCUCGCAGAUCUUAGAGUACCUAAUGGCUCUUCGACUUCACAAAGAGGUCGGUCUUCUGCUAAGCAAAAUGCUUCAGCUGCAUCUUCUCGUGCAAGUUCAAUAUCAUCCGUGAAAUCUCUAACUUCACCUUCCGUUUCACCAUCACGGUUUUCCGGUGUAAGACAAACUCGUUCUAGUUUGUUACGUAAACUUAAAUAUGAUGACGCAGAACAACGCCGUGGUCGAGACACUGAACGUGAUACUUCGCCAACAUCUUCCAGAGCUAGCUCUAUCGCUUCUGUUUCAUCUAUUACUAGUAAUACUACUACUUCAUCUCAUCACAGGAGGAAACGUUCACCAUCACAAAAUUCAUCAUCUACUUCAAUUACUUCUAAUUCAAGUGCAAUCACUAGUUUACAACCAAAACCUCAUCAAACAAAAUUAGCAACUAUUCCAAAUCCAGACAUUUCUGUAGGAAGACGUAUAAUACUUCCAACCAAAAACAAUGCACCUGGAGCUAUACAAUUUUUGGGGGAAACAGAAUUUGCUAAAGGUAUAUGGGUUGGAAUAGUAUUAGACAAUCCUGUGGGUAAAAAUAAUGGCGUAGUAGCAAAUACUAAAUAUUUUACGGCAGGCCCUAAUCAUGGAAUAUUUGUUAGACCAGAUUCACUAUUAUUGAUAUAA